AUGGAUCCACAAAUGCAGAAUCAAAUUCCAACUUUUAAGCUUUUAUUAGUUGGUGAUGGUGGUACUGGUAAGACCACUUUCGUCAAGAGACACUUGAGCGGUGAAUUCGAAAAGAAGUAUAUUGCUACUGUCGGUGUUGAAGUUCACCCAUUGACUUUCUUCACCACUAGAGGUCCUAUUUGCUUCAACGUUUGGGAUACUGCUGGUCAAGAAAAAUUCGGUGGAUUGAGAGAUGGUUACUAUAUUCAAGGACAAUGUGCUAUCAUCAUGUUUGAUGUUACUUCACGUGCUACAUACAAGAACGUUCCAACAUGGCACAGAGAUAUUGUGAGAGUGUGUGAAAACAUUCCAAUUGUUUUGGUUGGUAACAAGGUUGAUGUUGCCGACAGAAAGGUCAAACCAAAGUCCAUCAAUUUCCACAGAAAGAAGAAUCUUCAAUAUUAUGAUGUUUCCGCAAAGAGUAACUACAACUUUGAAAAGCCAUUCUUGUGGUUGGCUAGAAAGAUUGUCGGUGACCCAAAUCUCCAACUCUCCGAAGAACCAGCUAUUGCUCCACCAGAAGUUGCUAUUGAUAUGAAUGCUAUGAAACAAUACGAAGAGGAGUUGAGAAAAGCUGAACAAACUGCUGUUCCAGAAGACGAUGACUUUUAA
This is a messenger RNA of Naegleria lovaniensis, 651 nucleotides long. RefSeq lists its product as uncharacterized. The record is from RefSeq and is a predicted model, not a curated record. Lineage: Eukaryota; Heterolobosea; Eutetramitea; Acrasida; Naegleriidae. Gene Ontology annotation, cellular component: nucleus; cytoplasm. Gene Ontology annotation, molecular function: GTPase activity; GTP binding. The coding region runs from base 1 to 651 and encodes 216 amino acids. Gene Ontology annotation, biological process: protein import into nucleus; ribosomal subunit export from nucleus. The transcript has 2 exons.